Messenger RNA from Diprion similis, 3889 nucleotides. RefSeq lists its product as uncharacterized. Bases 1 to 3879 code for a protein of 1292 amino acids. Gene Ontology annotation, molecular function: protein tyrosine phosphatase activity. The record is from RefSeq and is a predicted model, not a curated record. Lineage: Eukaryota; Metazoa; Arthropoda; Insecta; Hymenoptera; Diprionidae. Gene Ontology annotation, biological process: protein dephosphorylation. The transcript is spliced from 25 exons.
AUGAUCAUCUCCUGCAGGUUGUGUUCGGCAUUGAUUGCACUCUGUUUCACAUCGCUGGUGGUGGUGGACAGUCUAGCAGAGCUCGUCGUGGUACGCGCUCCUAACGAAUAUCACAACGGAUUGUUCAAGGUCACUUGCAUCUCUGAAUAUGACGAUAGAUCUUUGUCUUGGAUCAAGGAAUCAGGCAUUCUUCAAUAUUUUGAUUACAAAGUCGAUGAGGAAUUCCAGCCGAAUCGAACGUAUUGCACGGAAGGGUCCGACGACAUCAUCGCCGAUCAAACCCGCUGUCUUUACAUAUGGAAUGCAGCACCGAAGUGGAAACUUACAAGUUCUGUAGGCGAAUUAAUGAAAUCUACGUUCGACAACACUUGCACAGGUAGCAUGGAGCAAACGACAGAGUUGCUGGAGGUGCCACUUGCCUCAGCACGGGUUUGGGGUAAGCCGCGUAAUAUCAAGUUGGAGAUGAACAAAAAUAGGCUUAAUUGCUCGGAAAAAGGAACCCUCAAUACACCGAUUGAUUCAGUGCAGAAUAAACCUGGGAAAGAGAUGUGCCAGAAGUCAAUCAUCGAAAAUUUGAACGCUCGGCAGUUGAUAGACAAAUAUUCCGUAGAUUCUAGGCUCUUACCAAGGCAUAUGGAACUCAUGCUAUUCGAUCACUUCGAAUGGCUUAUCCACAGACGCAUUAAAUUUCACCACACUUAUUUUCUAUCAACCGAGAAUAACGUAUCGAUUGAGAAAAAAUUCGAUAACCCUGAUCAUACUCUUUGUUUGUAUUUUCUGGUGAACCUUUGCUCUAAUUGUUCAUUACAAAUCAAGUUCUUCGACGACAAGAAUAUUCUGAAGCACCACUUUAUCGGACCGUUUAAGGAUAGCAAAGCACUGUCCUGGCGAUGGGAAAUACUGAAUGUGACUUUGGAUUCGAUCUCAAAAAGUCCAAUUACCGUCGUAAUGACGACCCAAAUGAACGGGACGGGCGAAGGCCGAUGGGCAACUCGUUUUUUCAGAACUUGUCAGUCGAGAGGCUUGGCACAGUGCCUUCGAGGAAAUGGACCAUUCUGCAUAUUCGACCGCACUCACUCAUGCAAUGGGACAAUUAUCUGCAAUCCAAGCGGCUGCACCUGUCCUGCAGGAUGCAAAGGUGCCAACUGCACUGAAGAAUGCACGGAGGGAUAUUAUGGAUACAAUUGCCAGAAUACUUGUGAUCAGUGCGACCAAAGAAAAUGCAGUAAAAUAAGUGGGCUGUGCUUCUCUGGAUGUAAACAACACUACGUGGGACGAUACUGCGAGACACGACUGGAACACCCAUAUAUUGAAGAGUCAACUAUUCUAACCGCGGUGAAAUUGAAUUUUUUUACGAGCCUCAAAGAUGUAGACGAUCGUAACUUUUCUGUCCAAAUAAAGAACCAUUACGAAAGCUGGAGGCCAAUUCACAUGGAUCCAAAUUUCUCUGGUGAAAUAGAACUGUGUAUCAAAAAUCUCGAACCGAAAGUACGAUACGAAGUCCGGGUCACACUAAAUAAGACAGAGAGUCCCGCAAAGAACUUCAACAUACCGAUCAAUUCGUGUAAUGGGAACGAAGCCACGUCGUGCGAUACGAAUUUUGCCAAGAAGCUGUCGAUUGAACGUGACGAAAAUUCCAUCAAACUGACGUUUCCUUCAAUCAGAAAUGGGACGAAGAGCUACAUAGUCUUAUUGAGCAAUCAUUCAACUGUGUCCAGCUCGAUAUUCCCUGUAUGGACGGAAGUGAUCAAAACAAGUGAGGACUGCAGGAAAGAUGCUUGCAUGUACGAUUUUCAACAACACGAGAACUCGGAUUCCAUCAUCAUAGGCCUUAAUGAUGCCUGUUUAGUGCGUCCUGAUGCUACUUAUUUGGUUCGGGUAUUUUUUCGGGACUCGUUAAGUACAGUCUGCGCAUGUGGGAAGACCAUGGUUGAGAAAUUCCAAUCGGUGUACAUGUUGGUUAUCAUUCCACUCGUAAUUGCGGGGAUGAUCACUGCGGCGGUGCUUUACGUGUUAUACAGGAAAUUUUAUUCGGACCUCUUAACCGACCAUACGUCAGUCUCCAUGUCUCAACUUGUGAAUGAACCAUUUUCGACCCACAACAAAUCUGACGAUUCAUCCUUCGGCGAUACUGCAUACCCGGAAAGACUCAAAAAGUUUGAAUAUGACGUAAGAAGAGCCGCGGAGGACGGAAAACUUCAGCUGCAAUAUAACCUUCUACCGAAAGGUCUGAGACAUCCUUGCGAGUAUGGGAGGUUGCCGCAGAAUAAGGGAAAGAAUAGAUACAGGAAAUUGAUAGCGUAUGACAAGACCCGAGUUAUGUUGGCAGCAGAUCACGGUAGUUGUCACUCCAUCUACAUCAACGCUAACUACAUUCCGGGAUACGCAAAACAAAAUGCAUACAUCGCGACGCAGGCGCCGACAACGGAAACGAUGGAUGACUUCUGGAAAAUGAUUUGGCAGGAAGAGGUUCACGUCAUAUGCAUGCUGGUGGACCUGAUGGAGAAUGGAAAGAAAAUGUGCGAGCAGUAUUGGCCCGAUGUCGGGGGUGUGAUGGAAUACGGUGAAAUUGUCGUCUCGAACCUUACCCAAGACGUGUUCGCCGAUUACACCUACCGAACCUUCAACGUUACGAAGCAUCGCGAAACGGAAAUGCGUAAGAUUGAGCAUCUCCAGUACACGACUUGGCCGGAACAAGGAGUUCCCACUUAUUCACAUUCCGUAAUCGAGUAUCUAAGGAAGAUGUUAUCAGUCCCCCUGAGACAGGGACCGAUAGUUGUUCACUGCAGCUCCGGCACAGGGCGAACUGGAACUAUUAUUCUAUCCGACAUCGUCCUCCGGAACUUAGCCGCUGAAGGGACGGUGGACGUCUUUGCUCAAGCCAAAAUUAUGUACGACGCUCGUGCCAACAUGUUGGAGAGCUUUUCGCAGUACGUGAUGGCGCAUUUGGUUCCCAUUCAGUGCUUGCUUCUACUACCUACAGCCGUUUGGUGCCGUGAUAUUACACCGGAAAAGAUUAACGAAAUGAAAAAGGAGAUACCAGCACUCAUGAUACGACUCAAGGAAUGCGCGUGGAUGGAUAAAGCCAUGCGACCCUUGGAACCGCUGAGACCUCCACUUCCUGAGAAUUUGAAAAAAAAUCGAUUUCCCAAAUUGACACCAGUUGGCCCGUCUUUGGUGACGCUGCAGAAGUGUCCGUUAAAUGACAACACUAGCGAUUACAUCAGUGCAGUCAGCAUCGACGGAGUCAAGACAAAAAAACAAUACAUAGCUUCCCAGCUGCCACUGCCGACAACGCGUAGCGACUUGUGGAUGUUGAUUGUCGAGAACAACAUUGAACUUAUCGUAAUACUGCAACGUCCCAAUCCGAAAGACGAAUCAUGCUGUAACGUCAUACCCGAAAGAACGAGUGUGAUUAUCCCGUUGCCUUACGUCAAGGUAGAAAACACAUCAAGCUUGGCAACCGAAGGCUGUUUUACGGUGGACGACCUGCUGCUGACCGAUAAUUCGGGGCAUCCAGCAACGACGAAGAAAAUUACCGUCCUGACCUGCAAUGACUGGAGUACUGAAGCAGGUGCGAGUCCACCUCCACCUAAGGCGUUGGUAGACCUUUGGCAAACUUCGGAAAGGAUUGUGCGUCCAGAAGGACCCACGCUCGUUCUUUGCUACGAUGGUCUCACGGGUUGUGGCCUGUACCUGGCAAUGAGUUUUAUGCUCGAAAGGAUGAAAGUUGAACAGGAUUGCGACGUCAUUUUGGCUGUUCACGCAGUGCGGCGAUCAAGAAAAAAGUUCGUAACGGCGCAGCGGCAGUUCGAGUACCUCUACGACGCCGCUCUGGAAUUUAACGAGAGCUUCAAGAUUUACGAUAAUUUAUCAUAACUAGAUGGAC